This is a messenger RNA of Hibiscus syriacus, 1526 nucleotides long. Its product is annotated as alternative NAD(P)H-ubiquinone oxidoreductase C1, chloroplastic/mitochondrial-like. NCBI's taxonomy places the organism in Eukaryota, Viridiplantae, Streptophyta, Magnoliopsida, Malvales, Malvaceae. Gene Ontology annotation, cellular component: chloroplast. Gene Ontology annotation, biological process: aerobic electron transport chain; phylloquinone biosynthetic process. Gene Ontology annotation, molecular function: NAD(P)H dehydrogenase (quinone) activity. Bases 281 to 1291 code for a protein of 336 amino acids. The transcript has 11 exons. The record is from RefSeq and is a predicted model, not a curated record.
CUGGACCCUCCGCUUUAUCCAGGUUCAGGGCAUCCAAUUUUUCUUCAGCCGCGGCUGGAAAUGCUGGCGGAGCUCCGCCGUUACCAGAAACAUCUGAAGCUAAUAAAACGCCGCCUCCUAUUUACGCAUGGCCUAAUAAAAAGAAGCCAAGAGUGUGCAUUUUGGGCGGUGGAUUUGGUGGUUUAUAUACUGCUUAAGGCUAGAAUCUCUUUUAUGGCCUGAGGAUAAGAAACCUCAGGUGCUUCUAGUUGACCAGUCUGAACGGUUUGUUUUUAAACCAAUGUUGUAUGAGCUUCUAUCUGGAGAAGUAGAUGAUUGGGAAAUUGCUCCUCGCUUUUCUGAGUUACUGGCAAACACAGGUGUUCAGUUUCUCCAGGACAAGGUAAAAAUAUUACAUCCGUCUGACCAUUGGGGAAUGAAUGGCCAUAAACAAUCAAGUUGUGGUGGCACUGUGCUGCUUGAAAGUGGCCUUCUCAUUGAGUAUGACUGGUUGGUUCUUGCUUUGGGAGUUGAAGCUAAACUUGAUGUUGUACAAGGUGCUUUAGAGUUUGCAUUACCAUUUUCCACCCUAGAUGAUGCAUGUAAAGUUAACAAGAAGUUAAGAACAUUGGAGCGGAUGAAGUUUGGUAAAGAUUCUCUUAUCUGUGUGGCUGUAGUUGGUUGUGGCUAUUCUGGAGUGGAAUUAGCUGCUACUAUCUCAGAGAGACUACAAGAUAGAGGGAUAGUACAAGCUAUUAAUGUUGAAACCACUAUCUGUCCAACUGCCCCAGCUGGAAAUAGGGAAGCUGCCUUAAAAGUUCUUUCAUCUAGGAAAGUGCAACUUCUCCUGGGUUAUUUUGUUCGUUGCGUACGGAGAGUCACUGACAUGGAAACUUCAGGAGAUGCAACUGUGAAAAGAGAAGGCAAGGACAUUGCAGAAUCCAACUCUGAGAAAUAUGUUUUGGAUCUGCAACCUGCUGAAAAGGGAUUAGAAAGUCAAAUUCUGGAAGCAGACUUGGUCUUAUGGACAGUUGGGUCCAAAGCUCUUCUUCCUGAGCUUGAACCCUGUGACAAACCCCACGAACUUCCCCUGAAUGCCAGAGGACAAGCAGAAACUGAUGAAACGCUCCGUGUUAAGGGCCACCCGCGUAUAUUUGCAAUUGGUGAUUCGUCUUCUUUAAGGGACUCAGCUGGAAGGCUUCUGCCUGCCACAGCUCAGGUUGCUUUUCAGCAAGCGGACUUUGCUGGUUGGAAUCUAUGGGCUGCCAUUAAUAAUCGUCCAUUGUUGCCAUUUAGAUUCCAGAAUCUGUAGAAAUGAUGCAGCCAUUUCACCAAGUUUCAUCGAUGGUGUAACCUUAGAGGGUCCUAUUGGUCAUGCUGCAAGGAAAUUAGCAUACUUGAUCAGAUUACCGACAGACGAGCACCGGGUUAAGGUGGGACUUAGUUGGUUCACCAAGUCGGCCAUAGAUUCAGUUGCAUCGGUGCAGAGCACUCUAACAAAGGUUCUUUCAGGUUCAUAGAUAACGGUUACUCUUUAAGAAAGCUAC